Molecule: messenger RNA, 1993 nt
Organism: Eublepharis macularius
Lineage: Eukaryota; Metazoa; Chordata; Lepidosauria; Squamata; Eublepharidae
Gene: CHMP5
Product: charged multivesicular body protein 5
Exons: 8
Coding region: 107-766 (219 amino acids)
Biological process (GO): vesicle budding from membrane; late endosome to vacuole transport via multivesicular body sorting pathway
Cellular component (GO): multivesicular body
Source: RefSeq, a predicted model, not a curated record
GCGGCUGGCUGUUUCCUGCGGAGGAGGAAGAAGGCGCUCUUGGCCGAAACUUCCGGGUUCCACCGGCGGGGUCUGGGUGUUUGGGUUGCUGACGAGGCCGGCCGCGAUGAACCGCUUCUUUGGGAAGGCGAAGCCGAAGGCGCCGCCGCCGAAUCUGACAGACUGCAUCGGCACGGUGGAUAGCAGAGCAGAAUCUAUUGACAAGAAAAUUUCCAGGCUUGAUGCCGAACUGGUGAAAUACAAAGAUCAAAUGAAGAAGAUGAGAGAGGGGCCUGCAAAGAACAUGGUAAAGCAGAAAGCACUGAGAGUGUUAAAACAGAAGCGAAUGUAUGAAAACCAGCGCGAUAACCUUGCCCAGCAAUCUUUCAAUAUGGAACAAGCCAAUUACACUAUCCAGUCUCUGAAAGACACAAAAACAACGGUUGAUGCUAUGAAACUGGGAGUGAAAGAAAUGAAAAAAGCUUACAAGGAAGUAAAAAUCGAUCAGAUUGAGGAUUUGCAAGAUCAGCUGGAGGACAUGAUGGAAGAAGCUGGUGAAAUCCAAGAAGCGCUGGGUCGUAGUUAUGGAACUCCAGAGAUUGAUGAAGAUGACUUGGAAGCAGAACUGGAGGCACUGGGUGAUGAACUUCUAGCUGAUGAGGACAGUUCCUAUUUGGAUGAAGCAGCAUCUGUUCCAUCAAUUCCAGAAGGCAUGCCGACUGAAUCCAAAAACAAGGAUGGCGUAUUGGUGGAUGAAUUUGGAUUGCCGCAGAUCCCUGCUACAUAACUUGUUGAGUCUGUUGGGAAUGCUAUUUUUUCACCUUACAAACUUUUUAACAAAAACACUUGAGGAUUUGGACAUUGCCGCUUUCCACACUACCGCUCCACGUCUCCACAUUAUGGAACAUGGAGUAAAUGAUGAGAUAAUUCCCCUCCUUUUGAAGACAUUUUACUACUAGAUUUUUGUAUUAAUGGCAAGACGUUAGCAUCACUCUUUCCUUUACUGAGAACCAUUGAGAGUGCUAAAUCUUGGCUUGAUCGCUCUUGUAGGAUUAUUGUAGGGAAAUAGUUUGGGCUACUUAUAGUUUUCUCUGAUUUGUAUUUCUCUCUCAAACACAAAAGGAGAUUGUUGUGGUGGUUUUUCUGAAAAGAACUUCCAUAGUGUAUGCUUUGAUUGUAAUAUUUCUAAGAUGACUGUAAUGUUGUUUGACAUAACUCAUAAGUGUAAUGGUAAUGAACACAUACAGAGGAGAACGCCUUGUAUAAUCCAUUCUGACAUAAAAUGCAUAAUGGGUUGAGUAGCUUGAUCCUGUUGUUUGGAACUUUUUAAAAAGAGCUUGUUCCUGUUAUUUUAAACAUAGAGAUGUUUAAAAUUGUUUAGCAUUAUUGGUCUUGAGCUGGUGAUUAUGAACAUACCAGUUCUUUCCAAUUCCAUCUGGGAACAACUUAAAACUUUGGGUUCUCCAAUCUACAAAAUGCUAGAAGGCAUUUCUUCCUUGUUUGAGAAACAUGAAGCCCUGCUUGUCCACUUGUGUUGGGAAAUCCAUGUUGAGGGAGGGAGGGAGGGAGGGAGGUGGACGGUGGUAGGGUGGCAGUUUUCUUCUCACCUCUUACCCUUCAAAAGUCCUGCUCAUGUCCCAUUGCCAGGAACCCCAUGCUCUUCAGAAAGGCAGAAAAAAUGAUGUUGGUCAAGCUUUAGAGCUGCAAGCUAUACAGACACAUACUGAAUGAAAAAUAGUAGUUAAGACUUUUCCAAAAGCGAAUUCAUAUAAAAUACUUGUUGCCUCUGUACCUACUGAGAUUCUGUUUUUUGCGUUGACUGCAGCCAUAUUGAAUCUGGAAAUCAAUAGUGCUUAAUCUCCUUUCUUAAAACAUAUUUCUGUGAAAGAAAGAGAAUGGGUGGAGGUUUAAUUCUAGUGAAACCUCAAUAGAGAUGAAAAGUGAGGGUGUAUGCCUUUUUCCUAAGCUGUGUAGUAAAAUACAUACGAAUAAAAAUAUGUAUUGAGACAUCAAA